Messenger RNA from Pseudoliparis swirei, 2227 nucleotides. RefSeq names its product alanyl-tRNA editing protein Aarsd1-like. The record is from RefSeq and is a predicted model, not a curated record. Gene Ontology annotation, molecular function: aminoacyl-tRNA ligase activity; Ser-tRNA(Ala) deacylase activity; Hsp90 protein binding. Lineage: Eukaryota; Metazoa; Chordata; Actinopteri; Perciformes; Liparidae. The coding region runs from base 106 to 1764 and encodes 552 amino acids. Gene Ontology annotation, cellular component: cytosol; nucleus. The transcript has 17 exons. Gene Ontology annotation, biological process: tRNA aminoacylation; protein folding; chaperone-mediated protein complex assembly.
ACUGCAUUAGAACACACAGUCCAAACGAACAAGCCACAUGCCUUUUGCUUUCUGUAACUUAAAUAGGAAAGUAGUUUUUGUCAGAGUACUGCAGCAAGAUCUAGAAUGAACAAGCCUAAAAUUGUUAGACCAGAGGAGAGUCAGCCAGCACAUGCACUGUGGUUUGACAGAAAGAAAUAUGUAACCAUCAACUUCAUAGUUCACCGACCUAAAGAAGUCCAGGUUGACAUCCAGCCAGAUAAAAUGAUCUUAUGCUGCAAAAAUGACACAGAUGACGUGAUUUACAACGAGCUGCACUUCUACGAGAAUGUUCAAAUUCAUGACUCCAGAGAAAGAGUCUACGACCGUACCAUCAAUAUCUUGCUAAGGAAGGUGAAGCCUGAUUAUUCAUGGCCUUAUCUCCAGAAGGAUCUGGCUAAGCCCAGCUGGAUUUCCGUAGACUUUGAUAACUGGAGGGACUGGGAGCAUGAAGAAGACGAGGGAAAGGAGGAGUUUGAUAGAUACAUGGAUAUAAUGAAAGACAUUUCUGCCAAUAAAGGAAAAGCACCAGAUAUGGGUGAUCUUGACUUUGUGACCUCGGUAGUGUCCUGCUGCCCAGCUGAGCUCAAACAUGAAGUCAAUGGAAAGAAAGAAAAACUCAAGGGCUUCAAUGUGAAGCUCCAAGACACCAUCUUGUUUCCUGAAGGAGGCGGCCAACCAGAUGACCACGGGCUGAUUGGAGAUGUCCCAGUCUUGAGGGUGACGAGGCAGGGACCUGACGCCGUGCACUUUGUGAGCUCACCUCUGGAGGUGGGUCAGGAGGUGCAGGUGAAGGUGGACUGGGAAAGGAGGUUUGACCACAUGCAGCAACACUCAGGUCAACAUUUGAUCUCGGUUUUGGCAGAGAACCUUUUUGGAUACGAGACCACAUCCUGGGAACUGGGGCGUCAGAGAGGGGUCAUUGAACUGGACACUCCCUCUGUGAAGCCUGCCCAGCUCCAGGCUCUGGAGGAAGCCUUAAACGAAAAGAUCAGACUCCAUAUCCCCGUCACCGUUCAGCUCCUCUCUAGAGAUGAUCCUUCUGUGGAAAAGGUGAGGAGUCGGGGGCUUCCAGACGACCUUGCAUGGCCGAUAAGGAUCAUCGAUAUCGAGGGUGUUGAUGCCAACAUGUGCUGCGGAACCCAUGUGUCCAACCUCAGUCACUUACAGGUUAUAAAGCUACAGGGAACUGAGAAAGGAAAGAAAAACAAAACAAACCUGAUCUUCCUGGUAGGAAACAGGGUUUUGAAGUAUGCCGAGAAAAGCCACAGCACAGAGCGAUCACUGGUGGCUCUCCUGAAUAAUGGACCCAAUGAGCACGUUCAGGUCGUUGAGAAGUUGCAGAAGUCUGUUAAACUACUACAAAAAACUAACGUGAGCCUGCUACGAGACAUGGCCGUCCUCAUCACCGAGAACUUUAAGAACAACCCCCAAAGAGGAAACUUCUUCAGCUUCCACAAGAAAGGCGGCGACCAUGAGUUUAUGAAUAUUAUUGCCAAUGAAAUAAACAUUGAGGAAACUUUGGUUUUCCUGACUGUUGGAGAGGAGAAGGGGCCCGCUUUGUUUCUCCUGGCUGGACCCAGUGGACAAGUGGCUGAGAUGGGCCCGCGGGUGUUGGAGAUGCUCCAAGGGAAGGGGGCCGGAAAAAAUGGACGUUUCCAAGGAAAAGUCAACAGCUUGGCUCGGAGAGGGGAGGUGGAGGCUCUCCUGCAGCAGCACUGCAAACAUCACACAUCAGAGGAAUAAUAGACUCAAUGUUUCAUGACAAAAACAUAUUUCUUUAGGCAAUAAUGAUAGCUAAUUUCUGUGAUAAUGUUCAUUACUGGAUCUUCUGUACAUAUGAUUCUCACGUGCAGUUUUUAUUGAUUUAGAAAUAGUCUGUCAAAUCUCAUUGCCAGUCUCAUUAAGUCCUUUUGUAUGUGGAGUCCGUAUUAAAUGUCUAGCUCAAGGCACCUCAAUGUUUAAUUUAACAGACGAUUAAACUUGUUUUUUUAUUAAAUUGCUGCUGCUCAUAUUGUUCAGCUUAUUAGACAAUAGACACCAGUUUAAUUAUUAUUUAUUUAAAAGACUUGUGAAAAUGUAAUAUACAAAAGACGGACACGGUAAACACGAGUAAAGUCUUAAUUUGUUUUUGGCACGAUUACGUUGACUAGAAACUCUUGUAUGUUGUAAUGCAACAGUCCUGUAAUAAAUACAGUGGUGAAACUUU